CAUGGCAGAGUUCACCACAGAUGAGUUGAUUGAUUGUAUUCGCCAUAAUAUUGCUCUAUUGAAUGAUAGUGGAUUUGAUAGUAGAGUGUUACUUUCUCCAAGGAGGCACGCUGUACCAGGUGGUCUUCCUUUAGAAAUGUGCAAAGGAGAAGACGAGGCAGGCCCUUCAUCUCUACAUUACGAACUUCAAAAACAAUUUAAGCAACAAAAAUAUUCUUCAACAAAAAAUGAUUCUCAGCAAAUGUAUCAACAAAUUCGCAAAAAUUUACUGGCACAACUGAAUGGAAUUGAACGCAGUGGACGAUUAUUUAAUAAAACUGCACUUCCUUUCAAUCAAAGGCCUACAGAAUGUACAUUAAAGUUUGAGCCAAAAAAUCCUGAAGAACUCCUUGACGGGCAAAAACCCCUUUCACUUACUAGCAGACUUAUUUCUCAAGCAAAAUUCUCUGAAGGAGCUGUUGAUAAUCCGACUUGUUCUCUCUCAUUCGCUGAAUUUGCUAAGUUUGAGGCUAUGGAAGGCAUUUUCAGCUCUAAGAAAUUCAACAUUCUUUUUCCGGCUGUAUACUUUGGGGAGAAAGGUCAUGUAUUGACAAUUUACAUUUUGAACACUGCUACUAUUGAUGAUCUGAUUGGGCUUGCUUGCCAUGUUUAUUCCCGGAAGUCGCUCAAUCCUCCUUGGUAUUUUUUUAUAAAAAUUAAGUUUUUUAUUUGUUAUAGGUUUUAA
Meloidogyne enterolobii is the source of this 724-nucleotide messenger RNA. Lineage: Eukaryota; Metazoa; Nematoda; Chromadorea; Rhabditida; Meloidogynidae. The record is from the annotation of a GenBank genome assembly.